UUGGAUAUCAUACGCAUGCGUAGACAGCACCAGCUGCAAACAGCAACAAUAGUCUGGAAGGUCUGCGCUAUUAUUCCAAGAUGGCGGACCUCUUAGGCUCAAUUUUAAACUCGAUGGAAAAGCCUCCCACAGUCGGCGACCAAGAAAGCCGACGAAAGGCACGAGAGCAAGCCGCAAAGCUGAAGAAGAUGGAGGAGGACGAUAAACGAAAGAAAGCAGAGUUCAGGAAAAAGAUGGAGAAAGAGGUUUCAGACUUCAUCCAAGACAGUUCCCAAAAGAAAAGAAAAUACAAUCCUAUGGGGAAGAUUGAAAGGAGCAUUUUGCACGAUGUUGCAGAAGUGGCCGGUCUGACCUCUUUCUCUUUUGGUGAAGACGAGGACAGCCGCUACGUUAUGCUUUUCAAAAAGGAGUUUGCUCCGUCAGAUGAAGAGCUCGAGGCCUAUCGCAAAGGAGAGGAGUGGGAUCCCCAGCUGGCAGAACAACGGCGCCGACUAAAAGAACAGGCCGCUCUGGAAGAAGCAGCUUCCACUCAGACAGAGAAGACGCAAGCCUGUCCCAACUCCAACUACAGAGACAAGUACAGCCACCUGAUCGGCACGUCGGCUGCUAAGGACGCGGCGCACACCCUGGAGGCCAACAGCGCGUACGGCUGCGUGCCCGUGGCCAACAAAAGGGACACUCGCUCCAUAGAGCAAGCCAUGAACGAAAUCAGAGCGAAGAAACGGCAGAAGCGCGAGGACGACACGGGGGCACGCACCAGCAGCAGCUCCUGAGCCCCCACCGGCUCUCUGCCGUUGUGUGUGUGUGUGUGUGUGUGUGAGCACACCCAUCCUAUGAUGCAAUACCCUCUACUUCAAAUAUUUAAAAGUGUAACUUAUAAGGCAGGUCUCAAAUCUUGUACAUGUGGACAAGACUGUGAUUAUUACUCCUGUUCAGCAUGCCUGGUGCAGGAGCGGGCGUCUGAUUGGUGUUCCAUUAGCCUGGGACCGUCUGUUCAUUCGUAGGAACACACACAGAAUUGGACCAUUGCAAUAUGACAAACCUGUUUUUAGAUUUCUUUUUUUUUUUAAAGGAGUUUAACUACAUAAAGCAACCGGAAACCACUAGACAUCAUUUUGAAUAAGAAAACAUUGCCAGUUCGUUACUGUUUUAAUUCAGAUGUGCAUUUUAAGCAUGUGUGUUUUAUUAAUAAAAUCUUGAUCCUUUGGCUAUGCAGGAGAACGUUUUUAAGACCUGAUUUAAAGAUGCCGUUGCUAAAAAGGGCCCACUGACAGUGUUACAGAUAUUUUUACAUGUUUGUGAGUACAGACGCUUGACCUUUUGUGUAUCCUCAGAGAGACCCCAUGUUAGAAAACAAAUGUCCAAUUUGAGUUCCUUUUUGAAACUAUGUCAUUAAGUCUGUGAUUUUUAUGUUUACUCUACAUCUGCAUUGACUUAAUUUCGUUUCACUGGCUGUUUUUCUUUUUUGUGCUCAAGGCCACAGAGUGGCUUAUAAAGAGAAUCAUGCUUUUAAUAUGGGGGCAUGAUUUCCAGACUCCACGUUCUUCCUUUGUCAUUGUCAAGCAUUCAGCUGAGCGAGGAGCUCCUCGGCAUCUCGAUGUGAGUUUUAAUAUGGCUGCACUGUUUUAUCCCUGCCCUGUGGUAAUAAACGUUAGUAUUAGGCCUCUGUCUGCAUGCGUCCCCUCAUUUCUGCAGACUGCGAGCAGAGUUGUUAGGCUCUCCUUAGUUUAUUCUGUUUAAAGGUAC
This is a messenger RNA of Menidia menidia (Atlantic silverside), 1746 nucleotides long. Lineage: Eukaryota; Metazoa; Chordata; Actinopteri; Atheriniformes; Atherinopsidae. The record is from the annotation of a GenBank genome assembly.